Messenger RNA from Solanum pennellii, 1057 nucleotides. RefSeq lists its product as uncharacterized. NCBI's taxonomy places the organism in Eukaryota, Viridiplantae, Streptophyta, Magnoliopsida, Solanales, Solanaceae. Bases 62 to 1057 code for a protein of 331 amino acids. The record is from RefSeq and is a predicted model, not a curated record. The transcript is spliced from 3 exons.
AACUCAGCUAAAUAUAGAAGAAAAUAUAAAUUCUGUUGAGAUAAAGUAUAUAGUUAGCGAAAUGUGUCCACCUAUAAAAAUUCAUAAUGAUGUUGGGGUAAAGGUUUUUCUAGAUCUGAUGAGGGUGAAUUUGGAUUUAUUUACAAAAUAUCCAUCAUGCAUCACUUUGAAAGAUUGUGAGCAGUAUAACGAAUGUAAUAGAGUUAUAGUUAAUGAUAGAAUAAAUUCUGAUGUUAGAUUAUCACAGACUAACAUAGAUCUAUACUCCAACAAUUCUAUCAGUUUGAUCGGAAUGGAUUUAGACGGAGUUGUCAAUGAUAAUAGUGAAGUAGAUAAUGAUAUAAUAUGUGAUCAUUCUAACCUAUUUGUAGCUGAUAAUCAGAUUUAUAAUAAUAAAGAAACCCUUAAGGAGGUUAUGAGGCAUGUUGGACUUGUUGAGAAGUUCAGCUUUCGGGUUGCACGUUGUAAUGCAUCUAAUUAUCACCUGAAUUGUAUUUCUAAGACUUGUUCUUGGAUGAUGAGGGCAUCUAGUUUGAAUAAAUCGAGUUUAUUCAAAGUUAGGAAGUAUAUUGCUCAGCACACAUGUUCUGUUAGAGAAAGAGUUUAUGCCAGACGUCAAGGGAUAACUGACGUUGUAUCUUUCUUGAUAAUGGAGAUGUAUAUUGAUCCAUCUAAGGUAUAUACUCCAAAAGAUGUAGCUGAUGAUAUGUUGAAAUUGCAUGGCGUUUCGUUGACAUACAUACAGGGAUGGAGAGCUAAAGAAAAAGCAGUAAAGUUGGUGCGAGGAGAUCCAGCAGAAUCUUAUGCAAGAUUACCUGGUUAUUUUUACAUUUUGGAGCAAACAUAUCCAGGAUCUGUUUUGAAAAUAAAAAGGAAUGAAGGUGAUACAUUUUUAUAUGCAUUUGUUGCGUUAGAAGCUUGUAUUAGGGGUUGGGAAUAUUGUAGGCCAAUUGUAGUUGUUGAUGAUGCGGCAUUAAAAUGUUCAUAUGGCGGUACAAUGUUAACUGCAAGCACAUUGGAUCCGGGAGGUAAAUUAUUAGCCUAUUUAAUUUUCUAA